AUGUUUAGAUCAAGAGGAUCAUCAAGAUUAAGACAAGGUGGUGUAAUUUUAUUAGCUCAACAACUUUUAUCAUCUGGACCUAUACCACCAAUAACUUUAAUAUUUAUAAUACUUCAGGCUGCAAUAUAUACAGGAUUUAUUCCAUUUAUGGAUCCAGAUAAAACUCAUAAUUUAUGUCUACUUCCAAGAGCUAUAUUAAAUAAAAAACAAUGGUAUAGAAUUAUUUUACCUGUUCUAAUGCAUGGUGAUGAUCUUCAUUUAUAUUAUAAUAUGAUAUCUUUUUUGUAUAAAGGAAAAAAUUUAGAAAGAUUAUUAGGUAGUAUUAGAUUUUUAAGCAUUCUUAUUACUUUUAUUAUAUCAACUCCUUUGGUACAUAUAUUUUUGGCAUGGGCUGGUGAAGAAAUUUUGGAUAUGAAUAUUUUUAUGCAUGAAUGCACAGUUGGUUUUUCAGUUAGUAAAUGA
Molecule: messenger RNA, 462 nt
Organism: Strongyloides ratti
Lineage: Eukaryota; Metazoa; Nematoda; Chromadorea; Rhabditida; Strongyloididae
Product: Rhomboid-related protein 4
Exons: 2
Coding region: 1-462 (153 amino acids)
Cellular component (GO): membrane
Molecular function (GO): serine-type endopeptidase activity
Source: RefSeq, a predicted model, not a curated record